Molecule: messenger RNA, 1161 nt
Organism: Cyphellophora attinorum
Lineage: Eukaryota; Fungi; Ascomycota; Eurotiomycetes; Chaetothyriales; Cyphellophoraceae
Product: putative feruloyl esterase B-1
Exons: 2
Coding region: 1-1161 (386 amino acids)
Source: RefSeq, a predicted model, not a curated record
AUGUUCCUUACCUGGUGCAAACUAUUGGUGGCUGCCCUAACACUGUGCAGCAAUAUCAACGCUUCUGCUAUACCAGUGGAAUGCUCUGUUGCUGUAUUCGACAACAUACUUGCUGCCGCCGGACUUGCAGAAACUGCCAAAGUCGUCUAUGCGGUGCCGAUUGAAGAGGGCGGCGCCUCAUUCGAUCCCAGUCCGCCGUUCCAGAGCAAUGUCACGCAGCUGCCGGAGGUCUGUGCCGUUAAGGUCGAGGUGCAGAGCUCGGAGUCAUCCUCAUACAGGUUUGCCAUGUUCCUCCCUCCAUCAGAAGCCUGGAACGGUAGGAUGAUGACCACUGGUAAUGGUGGGUUUGGUGGAGGUAUCAAUUACAUCGACAUGGGCCAUCUCAGUCACUACUCGUUCGCCACCUUAUCGACGGACACUGGACAUCUUUCGGCCACCUCAGACGGCAUGUGGGCCAUGAACAAUCCCGAGAGCGUUACAGACUGGGGCUACCGUGCCAUGCAUGGUUCUGUCGAGGCCGGAAAGCAGAUUUUGCACCAAUACUAUGGGAAAGAAAUCGAGUACUCGUACUACGCUGGCUGUUCGACAGGCGGUCGCCAGGGUCUGAAGGAAAUGCAGAUCUCACCGGACUCUUUUGAUGGUAUUUUGGCUGGUGCGCCUGCUUGGUGGACUACACAUCUUCAAUCCUGGACGACCUGGUACCCACUCCAGAACAAGCCGGACUCGCCCGGCCAUAUCCCCGCUGAACGCUUCCUCGAUAUCGCAGUGGCCAUCAACAAACAGUGCGACCCACAAGACGGACUCGUGGACGGUAUCACACAAAAUCCCUUCCACUGCGCUAUCGACUACACUGCCCUCAACCUGACCGAGCCACAGAUUGCAACACUCAAUCAUCUAUACAGCAACUGGACCUCUCCCGAUGGCUCAUUCAACUUCGCCUCUCUCAGUCCCGGAUCAAUACUCAGCCUUGCAGACCCAUAUAACCCCAACCCGCUGGGCUACACGUUCUAUUCGUACUUCAUCUACAACAACCCUUCUUACAACUUCACAGAUUUCACGCUUGACGAUCUCGCCCUCGCAGACAAGAUCAACCUGGCUCAGCAAACGCAGACAUGUUCUCAGCUAUCGAGCCUUUCGCAAACAGAGGCGGCAAGCUCAUGA